AUGAAAGUUGUCAAAGAGAUGAUGGAUUCGGGUGAGUUCCUAGAAGAUUAUGAAAUGGGCACAGAUGUGCGCUCUUUUGAUUUGGAAAGUAUUCUAGCAACUACAGGUAACUUCUCAGAUGCAAGCAAGCUUGGACACGGGGGUUUUGGAACUGUUUAUAAGGGCACAUUACCAGGAGGUCAAGAGAUUGCGAUAAAGAGGUGUUCCGAAGCCUCACGCCAAGGCAUAGAAGAAUUUAAAAAUGAGGUGGCAUUGAUUGCAAAACUUCAACACAUAAAUAUUAUUAAGCUUCAAGGAUAUUGCAUAACAAGAAAAGAAAGGAUUGUAAUCUACGAGUACAUGCAGAACAAAAGCUUAGACUCAUUUAUAUUUGAUCAAAACCGAAGCACGUGUUUGGAUUGGGAAAUGCGCGUCAACAUCAUUUUGGGAAUAGCUCGUGGGCUUCUUUAUCUUCACUGUGGCUCUAAAUUGAAGAUCAUCCAUAGAGAUUUGAAACCCAGCAACAUUCUUUUGGACGAGGAGAUGAACCCCAAAAUAUCUGACUUUGGCAUGGCAAGGAUUAUUGGUGAAGGCAAAGAAACCGAGGCAGACGCAACUAGACUAGCUGAAACUCUUGGCUAUAUGUCUCCGCAAACCAUGGAAAUCGAGCAGCACACAAGCAAAAUAUGUGGAACUUAUGGCUAUAUGUGUCCGAAGUACAUACUAGAUGGAUCAUUCUCAACAAAAAUUGAUGUUUUUAGCUUUGGUGUGGUUCUACUUGAGAUUAUAAGUGGAAAAAUGAAUAAUGGGUUUGAUAAAGGCAGGACCUGCCUUAUAAAUUAUGUGAUGACAUUGUGGGUAGAAAAUAAGGUAUUGGAUUUAAUGGACCAAACUCUACGUGAAGUUUGCAAGGCAGAUCAGUUUGUAAAAUACGUAAAUAUUGCACUCUUAUGCGUACAAGAAGACCCAAAUGACCGCCCCACCAUGUCAGAUGUUGUUACCAUGCUUGACGAUGAAGCUGCAGUAGUUCCGACUCCAAAACCACCAGAAUUUGUUGGACAGAUCGGAGGCCUUGCUAACGAAGCUAGUUUCUCUAUUAGACUGGACACAUGUAUGGAUCUAACUAGUAGUUUAGAAGGAAGAUGA
Molecule: messenger RNA, 1125 nt
Organism: Corylus avellana
Lineage: Eukaryota; Viridiplantae; Streptophyta; Magnoliopsida; Fagales; Betulaceae
Source: RefSeq, a predicted model, not a curated record